AUGACAAUAAGCAUUAUCUAUCUAUCUAUCUAUCUAUCUAUUGUGACGUACAGUGGCCUUGUUUCCCUUUCUUUCUCUUUUUCUUUUCUAGAAAAGUUAGCGAUCACUGACAUACACACAAACAAGCAGAGAGACUCUUUUUCUUUCUCUUUCUCACUCUCACACUUCCUUUUUCUUUCUCUUUCUCACUCUCACUUCCUUUUCUUUCUCACUCUCACACUUCCUUUUUCUUUCUCUUUCUCACUCUCACACGUCCUUUUUCUUUCUCUUUCUCACUCUCACACUUCCUUUUUCUUUCUCUUUCUCACUCUCACACUUCCUUUUUCUUUCUCUUUCUCACUCUCACACUUCCUUUUUCUUUCUCUUUCUCACUCUCACACGUCCUUUUUCUUUCUCUUUCCUUUUACUCUCUUUGUUCUUUCGGACAUUUCUGCAUGGGGACGAAUAGACACGGUUUUCAGCCGAACAAAUGGCAUCAUCUCAUUUUCUUGCUAA
Molecule: messenger RNA, 495 nt
Organism: Acanthosepion pharaonis
Lineage: Eukaryota; Metazoa; Mollusca; Cephalopoda; Sepiida; Sepiidae
Source: the annotation of a GenBank genome assembly